GGCUUUCUGCAACCAUACGGUAUGGGCUUGAAGCCUUUCCACGGCUAAACACGAGACACUUCUGACUCUCAUUCACUUAUUUUUUAAUUCUUCUUUUGGCCCAUUCCUCAACUUGUUCUUUUUCUUCACCUUUUUUUCUCUCUGUUACGACCUAUACCCCCGUUGAAAUUGACAUAACCGUCUUUUCUUCUCUCUCGAGAAAAAGCAAAAAGACGUCAUUUACGAUAACUAUCGAUUGCCGAAGCCGAUAAGCGUGCGCGUGCUCCUCGAUCCGAAACAUCACGACAUCUACAACAACAACAAAAAACCACCAACAAUGGUCGCCGACACCCUCGUCUACCACCCCUCGGUGGCUCACUACCUCCGCUUCGUCGCCACCACCGUCGGCCGUGACAAGAUCCUCCGCACGCUCCAGUACUUUGCCCGCUUCUACGCCUGGUACCUCCUGCGCACCAACGGCACGCCCUCGCAAAUGGCCCCCUGGAACGCCAUCAAGAAGCAGUUUGGCCUCGCCCGCAAAAUCAUGCGCGUCGGCAAGAACCUCGAGCACGUAAAGGCCGCCGCCCAGGCCGCCGACGCCAAAACCCUCGAGCCCUUUUUGCGCUACGCCGCCGUCGGCCGCCAGAUUGGCUACGCGGGCUACCUGUCGUUUGACAUGCUGACCGUGGGCGACGCCGCCGGCAUCCGCAAGUGGUCCGCCGCAAAGACGCUGACGCAGCAUGCCUAUCGCUUCUGGGCCAUGGGGCUGGUCUUCAGCGUCGCGGCGCAGCUGUAUACGCUGUACAGGCUGAAGGAGCGCGAGGCCAAGAUUGACCGCAAGGAUGGCGAGGGCGUUGUCGAGAGCAAGCAAAUCCUAAAGGAACGCUUCGCCAGCCGCCUCCAGCUCGUCUCCGACGUCUGCGACUUGACCGUCCCCUUCGCCGCCCUCAACUGGGUCGGCUUCGACGACGGCUUCGUCGGCCUGGCCGGAACAGUCAGCAGUGUAAUCGGCGUUUACUCCCAGUGGAAGAAGACCGCCGCCUAAAAGGCAGUAAUAUGGUGUUUUCAAAAAGAACAUGUCCGAAAGGAAUCACAUUGGGGAAGAAAACCUCCCCUUGAUAUACACAUAUUUGUCGGCUUCAGCAAACAUCCUUUCAUCAAAUACUUUUGGUUUUCUUCCUGGAAAUGAGCGACAUGUUUCCUUGAACUGGUGGAGAUAUACACACAUGUAUAUACAUGUAUGAGCCAAGAGGACGGUUUGUGUAUAAUACUAACAGCGACUACCUCUCGCGUUGUGACGGUCGCCAACGCUGAGCUGCUUGCAAGCAACUCUUUUAAUGCCAUAUUCCUCAUGUUGAUGAUGUUUUCUUGAUUCAUUUCGGUUCUUUGUUUCUUUCAGUUUCUUUCUGUUGCUGUUCGAAUAGCACGUCGUAUAUGGGUUGAGAACGUUUGGAUGCAAAAAUGUUAUGUAUAACUAAGAAAUAAAAAGCAGUAAAUUAAAAAAAAAGCAAAAUCAAUGAACCAUACAUAAAUCCCGUUAAUCGUACAGCCUGACUCUUCUUGCCUCCCAUGUGAUAUCAUGUGUUCCCGGAGAUCCCUUCCAUUCUGUCAAUGGCUGUCCCAUAUUCAUUCUGAUCGUCAAGAGCCUCAUCGUCCGGUGUCCACUCGUAUCGAAAUAGCAAAUAGCAAAGCUGCUCGUUGAUAAGUCCAAACUCCCCAACCUUCCACACUAGAUACAAGUCCCGUAAUACCCAGCCUCUGCAAACCAUACGCCCCAACUUUUCGAAUUGAUAAGUCCGUUUGUGGUAGGUCAUCUAUCACGUUUGGUCAAGGCCAAUUUCGCCAAGAGAGCGAGCGUAUAAUAUAGAAGACGUAUAAAAACAGGCAGUGUGGGAAAGUAGAGCUAUACAGCGUAGGCCCCAAGAGAGAUGAGAGGUGAGAAUAAGGAAGAAUAAAAUUUACCAGUAGCGCCCACCACGAUCGUAGUCUCGCGCAUAUCCUU
Trichoderma atroviride IMI 206040 is the source of this 1981-nucleotide messenger RNA. RefSeq lists its product as uncharacterized. NCBI's taxonomy places the organism in Eukaryota, Fungi, Ascomycota, Sordariomycetes, Hypocreales, Hypocreaceae. The record is from RefSeq and is a predicted model, not a curated record. Gene Ontology annotation, cellular component: peroxisomal membrane. Gene Ontology annotation, biological process: peroxisome fission.